Mobula hypostoma (lesser devil ray) is the source of this 1221-nucleotide messenger RNA. RefSeq lists its product as uncharacterized. The transcript is spliced from 2 exons. NCBI's taxonomy places the organism in Eukaryota, Metazoa, Chordata, Chondrichthyes, Myliobatiformes, Myliobatidae. The record is from RefSeq and is a predicted model, not a curated record. The coding region runs from base 1 to 1221 and encodes 406 amino acids.
AUGAGGGCACCGGAGGCCUCUGCAGAUGAUGCACCAGCUGAAGAUCAGGUAGAAUCCAGUAUCACCUCAGCACCUGCAGAGCCACAGGACAUAAAUGAAGACAAUGGAUCUUUUGUUAGUCCCUCACUGACAGACUCUAAGCAGCACAGCCCCCUGAGGAAGACAUCGGGAAAAAAGUCGAAAAAGACACGAGGUGACUCCAAAUUUUGCCCUGAAACAUCUGAAGUGUCAUGUGAUGACCUUGUGAUUGUACUGGAAGAACGCAGGUUCUUAAAGGUUCUUGAAGAUGUGGUGGAAGAAUUGGUUGAAAAACUAGUGACUGAAAAAUUGUCAAAUAAGGGGUCAGCCAGCUCCCGAAAUCAGACUUCACAUUCUAAGCCGAGAAGUAAAAAAAUGGACGUCAUUAAAAGCUUUGAUAAAAAAAUUAAAGAUGUGGCUGAUUCACAAAGGAGUGGUUUGGAAGCAGAAGAAUCGGGCCCAGAAAUACCAGGAAGUGGACAGAGUGAACAGGUUAAUUUGGAGACUGAAAGCUCAUUAACACAGCCAAGUGAACAGACAAGUUCAAAGGUGCCUUCAGAGUCAACUCAAGGUAAAUCACCCCAAUCAAAGACCAAAUCAGGCAAGAGCAGUGCCUCUAGUGCCUCAGCAAAGCACAGAGAUAAGUCUUCUGCUGCCAAAGGAACUUCAGAAGCUGCUGACGAAGCUGCGGCUGAAUCUGCUCCUACGCAGGACCACAAAGAGAUGAUUGAGCAAGUGUGCUACUUUAAAAGCAAAUCUUCCAAAGCCAGAAAGACUCCAAAGCAAGAAAGAGAACCAUACUACAAAGACGACAUCUGUAAGACUGUCUGCAAAACUUUCAUGCGCCUCAGUCCUGAGGAUCAGUGGGAUAAAAAUCUGAAAAUUGCCGAUUCGCUCUUUUCUGCUACCUUUUGCCUCCUUGUGAACAGAAUCGAAAAACAAGACUCACUUGCUGACAAAAUUGGGAUUGCACUUUGCAACCCACGGCAGUGUUUUGAAGAGUGUAGUACCCAGGAACAAAUCGAUGCUUUGGAAGCCCAGACAAGGAGUACCACCAAAUAUGUUUUCCCAAAACUCAAGUCCAGCAGGAGCUUAAAGAAGACUAUUGGUCUUAGCAGCCAAGAAUCUUCCACCUGUAUGAAGCACUGUAGAGAUUCUACACUAACCACUGCAUCAGUGCACACUGUACUGCCAAAACUAUAA